Messenger RNA from Dufourea novaeangliae, 1440 nucleotides. RefSeq lists its product as uncharacterized. The coding region runs from base 1 to 1440 and encodes 479 amino acids. The transcript is spliced from 4 exons. The record is from RefSeq and is a predicted model, not a curated record. NCBI's taxonomy places the organism in Eukaryota, Metazoa, Arthropoda, Insecta, Hymenoptera, Halictidae.
AUGAAUCUGUCAAAGUGGAAUUUUGUUUCCGUGGUGAUGCUAUCGUUAAUCUCCACCGGUAUCCCGGCGAGUAUGCCAGGCUCCGGACAGCAACAGCAGAAACGUCACGUACCGAUGUCCUCGGCGAACCAAUCACCUAACGUGCCACCCUACUGGGAGCAUAUUCUCCGUGAGUUCGUGUACAAGACGAUCUCGCAGCCACCACUGGACAACAUCAACCUGUACAAACGUCUGUUGAACGCGCCGUUUUACGGCGGUCCGUUCGCAAUGCCACCAAACGACGUGGCUAGCGUCGUUCUGUCGCGUGGCGACGUUUAUUAUCUACCGAAUGGCCAUUGGCUCCUGUGUCAGGAGGGAUGCAUCGACUGCGAAGUGUGCGUCGAACACACACAUCCAUCGCUGAAGUGGGUCCUACGGAGGAUCAAGAGGACACCGGUUCACGGCCCACCGCGACAGGAUCUACAAUUGACGGUGAUCCCCCAGAUCGAUGGUAGCUACCACAUGAAAAACCUAUGGCCCAGGUCGUACGUCUACGUGACCACUCAGGCCGAGCAAACUGCGUACGGGAACGAGAGAGUGGCCAGCUAUCCUGGCGGCGGGACUGGUUACGAGAAUCCCGAGGAUGGUUCCGCGGGGCAGCACCGGAGAUCCAAUAAUUUCUGGAGAUUCGUCGAGAGGGGCUCGUUGGCCGAGCGACGCGUGAUCGGAGAACAGAACAACGGGUCAGAUCCUCGACAACACUUCGAAAGUGGUCCCCGUCAGAGUCAUGACGUCACUGUGACAACGGUGACCGAGGGGACUACGGAGGGGGUUACGACGUUCAAUUCUGGGAUACCGCCUCGAGUGAAACCCGAUAGACGGGAAGUGAAUGAUUCGACGCUGACUGGGUCGAACGAGAAUGGGAGGAAUCGAUUGAAACCGUUGAUACCACGGUUGAUCCUUGGAACUGAUCAACUGGGCCAGAGACACUUGGUGCACGUGGUGCCUGCUGAUGCGGCUGGCAAUAGGAACUUGACGAGGUCUGUUCUAUCGGAUGGUCUGAACGCUGCUGGUGUUGGCCAAUAUCAGAAUAGGACUGCCUAUCAGAAGAUUCUGAAGAGGAUAUAUGAUUCAUUGAGCAGCAACAGGAGGUCCAUUGAAAGCUUUCUGGAGACCCCGUCGCAGAUAGAACGUCGACAGACUGAAGAUCAUCAGCUACAAGAAACAAGGAAUAGUCUUGCAGCGUUGAGACAAUUACACAGUCUGCAUCGGGAUUAUAAUGAGGGAAUUACAAAUGGAACUAUAGCGAAACGAUGGCCCCUUGUUUUAACUUGGAAUAGACAGAGGAGAAAGUCCGACGAUGAGGCGAAUUCAAAUGCUAUUAAAAGCGCUCAAAACCCGCAGUCUACUGAUCGCAUAAUAAAACAAACUAAUAGCGCCGACCCUAGCGAUGUCACUUAA